Molecule: messenger RNA, 1525 nt
Organism: Hevea brasiliensis (rubber tree)
Lineage: Eukaryota; Viridiplantae; Streptophyta; Magnoliopsida; Malpighiales; Euphorbiaceae
Product: plastoglobule-localized metallopeptidase 48, chloroplastic
Exons: 8
Coding region: 151-1155 (334 amino acids)
Biological process (GO): CAAX-box protein processing
Cellular component (GO): endoplasmic reticulum membrane
Molecular function (GO): metalloendopeptidase activity
Source: RefSeq, a predicted model, not a curated record
CAAAACAAAAAUAUCUUUUUUUUUUUUUAAUAUUUUCGGUAAGAACAGAAGAGAAAGCUCAACAGCCAAACGCAAAUAAUUUGAUUUAAUCUUUUAAGCAAGCGAUAAUCGGAGCUGACUUGCUGCUUCUGCAAUUGUAUCUCUUCUUCAAUGGCUUCGGUGCCUCUUUUCUCUCUCUGCUUGCCUCAUGGGAAGUUGUCUCCUCUCAGUUUCAGCUAUGGAAUUUCUGAUAAUUUGAGGUCUGCUUCGGCUUCUGUUGGAUUUAGCUCCGUCAAGAAGAAUCGAGGAUUUAGGGUUUCUGUUUGUAGAGCAGCUUCUGUUGUGUUUCGUGAUCUUGAUGCUGAUGAUUUUAGGCAUCCGCUUGACAAACAGAACACGCUGCUCUUGAGGGCAAUUCCAGGAUUAAAUGAACUAGGGAAGGCUCUUUUGGGAUCUAUGACAGAGCAAAUCAUGCUUCUUGAGAAUAUUGGGACGUCAGUCCUUGUCUCUAAAACUCAGCUUAGUGAACUUCAUCAGUUGAUGACUGAGGCUGCAGAAAUACUGAACCUUGAGGCUCCUGAUCUUUAUGUACGCCAAAGUCCUGUACCAAAUGCAUAUACUUUAGCAAUUAGUGGGAAAAAGCCCUUUGUUGUUGUCCAUACCAGUCUAGUGGAGCUUUUGACACGAAAGGAGUUGCAGGCUGUUCUGGCCCAUGAGCUGGGUCAUUUGAAAUGCGAUCAUGGCGUAUGGCUCACAUUUGCCAAUAUUCUUACUCUUGGAGCCUAUACUGUACCUGGACUUGGCAGGUUGAUAGCUCAGAGCUUGGAAGAACAGUUAUUUCGUUGGCUGCGAGCAGCAGAGCUGACUUGUGAUCGUGCAGCCCUUCUUGUUGCCCAAGACCCCAAGGUGGUCAUCUCUGUUUUGAUGAAAUUAGCUGGGGGAAGCCCAUCAAUUGCUGAUCAACUAAAUGUGGAUGCAUUCUUGGAACAAGCUCGCUCUUAUGACAGAGCUUCUUCAAGUCCAGUAGGGUGGUACAUAAGAAAUGCUCAAACGAGGCAACUUUCACACCCUCUGCCUGUUCUACGUGCUCGUGAAAUUGAUGAAUGGUCGAGAAGUCAAGAAUACAGAACUCUUCUAAAACGUGCAAUACAGAUGAAUGCUGUACAGAAUGUUUAGCUUAGCCAUGGAGAUAGUUCAAGUCUGGACAAAGUGUAGGUGUUGUUAUAUAUUUUCUUUUCAAGGCAUCACAACAGGGAACUGGAGAUGGAAGGAGGAUCCAUUAUAGCAUUUGCAUCUGCCAAAACAUCCUGAUUCAUCUCAGUGCUAUAAAAUGACAGUAACAGAAUCAUAUGUUGGAUUAUUGUAAAUCAACCUUGCCUAUGUAUAAAAGAAAUAACAACUUAGCCUUAAUCCCAAACUAGUUGGGGUCAGCUAUAAAAGAAAGAUUAGAAAAAAUAUCAUAGUUUAUUUUCUUGUACUAUGAGAUUGAACUGCUUGAUUCUUGCUCAACACUCUUAUCGCAAUGUACGGUAAUUAUAUUGAUAUA